Molecule: messenger RNA, 1718 nt
Organism: Solanum verrucosum
Lineage: Eukaryota; Viridiplantae; Streptophyta; Magnoliopsida; Solanales; Solanaceae
Product: serine/threonine-protein kinase BLUS1
Exons: 1
Biological process (GO): protein phosphorylation
Molecular function (GO): protein kinase activity; ATP binding; protein serine/threonine kinase activator activity
Source: RefSeq, a predicted model, not a curated record
UUUAAAAAGACUAAUAAAAUCUUUCACAGGAAAACCACUCCAACCUUCUCUGUAUCCUCAACUUUUUACUCUUUCUUCAACAAACUUCCAUUCAUAAAUUUGGCAUACUUCAACUCUUUCUUUACAAACAAACAAAACACAUUCAUGGCUUAUAAUCAAGAAGAGCAAAAUGAAGAAGAGCACAAAAAAAUUCAGUAUCCUUUAGACUCAACAUGUUAUAGAAUUCUCGAUGAAAUUGGUCGAGGUGUUAGUGCUAUUGUGUACAAAGCCAUUUGUAUUCCUAUGAAUUCAUCUGUCGUAGCAAUAAAAGCUAUUGAUCUUGAUCAAUCAAGAGCUGAUCUCGACAACAUUAGACGCGAAGCCAAGACAAUGUCCCUUCUUUCUCAUCCAAACAUCCUUAAAGCACAUUGUUCUUUUACUGUCGAUCGUUGUCUUUGGGUUAUCAUGCCUUUUAUGUCUGCAGGUUCUCUUCAAUCCAUCAUUUCCUCUGCUUUCCCUGAUGGUUUAUCUGAGCCCUGUAUCGCCAUUGUCCUCAAAGAGACGCUCAACGCGUUAGCCUACCUUCACAAUCAAGGACACCUUCACCGCGAUAUUAAAGCAGGAAACAUUCUUAUAGAUUCUGAUGGAACUAUAAAACUCGCGGAUUUUGGAGUUUCUGCAUCAAUUUUUGAGCCGAUUUCAGGCUAUGGGUCGUCCUCUUCUUCCUCAUCUUCGUGUUUAAUGUUCACCGAUGUAGCUGGAACGCCAUAUUGGAUGGCACCUGAAGUGAUACAUUCACAUACAGGGUACAGUUUCAAGGCUGAUAUUUGGUCUUUUGGUAUUACUGCUCUUGAAUUAGCACAUGGAAGGCCUCCCCUGUCUCAUCUCCCUCCUUCAAAAUCCUUGUUCAUGAAAAUCACAAAACGAUUUCGAUUUUCUGAUUAUGAGAAAACAAAAAACAGCAAGAAUUACAAGAAAUUCUCAAAGGGUUUUAAGGAUAUGGUAGGAUUAUGUCUUGAUCAAGAUCCAUUCAGAAGGCCAACAGCAGAGAAACUAUUAAAGCAUCCAUUCUUUAAAAGCUGUAAUAAAGGCCCUGACUUUCUUGUUAAGCAUGUUUUGCAGGGCUUGCCAAGUGUGGAACAGAGGUUUAAACAAGUAAAUAUUCAGAGACUUUUGUCCUUAAAGAAAUCUGAUGGAGACGACGAUGAUGAUCCGGAACAUGGAGAAAUUUCUAAACAAAGAAGGAUCAGUGGGUGGAAUUUCAACGUGGACGGGUUUGAACUAGAUCCAGUACUUUUCCCAACUGAAAAAGAUCAAGAAAUUAGUAGCCUAAAGCCAAAUUAUGUUGAUGAUGUGGUGAAACAAGUCGAUGUAUCAGAAUUGUUUUCUGAUACAUCGACUAUAAGUUCACCAGGAGGUUCACGACAAUCGUCUGAGGUCGAAGUGGUUGCUAUGAAUUGUAGUGGAGAUAGAAGAAUUGGAGGUGAAAGUGUUAGUAGGGAAGUAAUGUUGGCUAGCUUAUUGUUUUUGAAAAAGAGUUUGGAUGAUCAAAGACAAAAUGUAAUGAAUUUGAUAAGCAUUUUUCAUGGGGAACAACAUGUUGUGGAAGUGAAUAAGAAAGACAAUUUGAUUGAGGUGAUUGAUAAGUUGAGAAAUGAAGUGGAGAAUGAGAAGAAGAAAAAUUCUGCUUUGCACCUCGAGAUAGAGUUUCUCAAGUCGCACUAUUCCAAUGAGUAGUA